AUGUCCACGUGCCAGACGACGCAGCAUCGUCUGCCUGAAGACGCCGGCAACAACACGGCGGCAGCAUUAGGCGCGGGCGGCGACGGCCUCGGCAGCAAUGAGAGCACCGCGCUGCAGGACGACCUCGUCAUUCUCACUGGAGAUCGCGAUCAGACCGAUCUUAUUGCAUUUCACCUGGAGGAAAAGGGAGGAAGCGGUUUGAACUUUCCACACAAGGCAACAGCUGCCAUUGCGGAUGAGAAGCUUUUUUUGCACGAUGGGACGAGUGAAAACGACUCCGCGACGGAGCCGAUUGCCUCGACGGCUGCCGCUCAUUGCCGGAAGCGCAACUGCUUCUCACCAAUUCUUGACUUUGUUGAGGUGCUGAUCCCCUACGGCGGGUUACUGUCCAAUGUCUUCUCUCUCGGCUCCGUGACCCUCGGUGGUGGGAUUAUCUCGAUGCCGUCGUCCUUCCAGACGAGUGGCAUUCUCAUGGCGGUGAUCUAUUUGUUGGUCAUCAACGUCAUCACGAUCUACACCAUCGUGCUGAUGGGCUAUGCCAUCAAGAUCACCGGAUUUCGAAACUACGAGGAGAUGGCGCUCGGGCUGUUUGGGCGCGGCUGGGACUACUUUGUCGGCUUCAUUGUGUGGCUCUCGUGUUUUGGCACGGCCGUCGCGUACAUCAGUGCGGUGACGUCUCUGCUCCUCCCUAUCCUUGAGCACGCCCCGCACACGCCCGAGUACCUCAAGACAGACAGCGGCCAGAAAUUGCUCACGUCGAUGGUGUGGCUUGGUCUGAUGCUGCCCGUGGUCAUCCCAAAGCGCGUGAACAGCGUCCGUUACGUUUCGGCGAUUGGCGUGUCCUUUGUGCUUUACUUUGUCGUGUGCGUGGUCGUGCACAGCUGCAUGAACGGUGUAAAGCUCGGCAUGCGGGGAAACAUGCGUUACUUCACGUCCGGCAACGAGGCGAUCUAUGGCCUCAGCAUCUUUGUCUUCUCCUUCCUGUCGCAGUGCAUCACGUACCCGGUGUAUUUAGAGCAGCGACCGAAGCCCUCCAUCAAGCAGCUCACAAUCGCCGCCGCACUGUCCAUGUCGAUCUGCAUGGUCUUCUACAUCUUUGUUGGCGUUUUUGGUUACUUUGACUUUGCCGAUGACACCAAGGCCGCCGUCCUCGAGAACUUUGACCCGGUGCACCAGCCCUACAUCAUGGUGGCCUACGUCGGCAUGCUCAUCAAGAUUUGCGCCGCCUACUCAAUGAACAUGAUCCCCUGCCGCGAUUUUGUCUACUACUGUCUGAAAUGGGACCUCGACACAAAUCCGUACUGGAAGCACAUUAUUGCCAUCACCAUCAUGGCCCUUGUCACCCUCAUCUGCGGCCUCUUCAUCCCCUCCAUCAACCUCGCGCUUGGACUUGUGGGCAGUCUCUGCGGCGGCUUCAUCGGCUUUAUUUUUCCCGUUUUGUUUUGGAUGUACUGUGGCAACUGGAGCCUCCGCACGGUGGGCAUUUGGCACUAUUUGGCCUGUUAUUUCUGCAUCAUUGGUGGCGUCAUUGCGAUUGUUUGGGGGACCAUUGCGACGAUCUAUUCCAGUUUUUUUGACGUGUAA
Messenger RNA from Bactrocera neohumeralis, 1584 nucleotides. RefSeq names its product probable sodium-coupled neutral amino acid transporter 6. The coding region runs from base 1 to 1584 and encodes 527 amino acids. Gene Ontology annotation, biological process: amino acid transmembrane transport. The record is from RefSeq and is a predicted model, not a curated record. NCBI's taxonomy places the organism in Eukaryota, Metazoa, Arthropoda, Insecta, Diptera, Tephritidae. Gene Ontology annotation, molecular function: amino acid transmembrane transporter activity. The transcript has a single exon.